AAAAGUAUUUUUACAUAUUUAUUUUUACUCAAAUUCAGCGUCAGCAGUAUCAGACAGUUAUUUGGCCGUUGUGAAUGGAGGAACUGCAACAAAGGCACCCGCUGCUCCCCCCACUCACGUGCAACUUCUUCCGGCCACCGCUAGACGACUCUUGCCCCAGCUCCCGGUUCUCAAGUCCCACCCUCCAGCAGGUUCGGAGGCGGGACCUGUCCCGGCAGAGGAGAGGCACGGGCAGAGCAAAGCAGAGGAGAACAGAGCCGAGCGAUUCCCCCUCUCGGCUCAACUCGGCUCGUCGCGCAACGCCGAUCGCUUCGCCUUGCCAAAAAAAAAAACGGCUUAAGGAUACAAAGAGACGGGCGGACAUGCGGUAAGAAGGCAGAGCAUGAGAGCGGCGGAGGGUCACGACGACGCUUCCCCGGACUACCGUCUUCUCUUAGCGGCGUGCGGAUAUCACUGUGGAGCUCUCUGACCGGUGGCUCCGCCGAUGUGCUCGCCGGUUUUUACGUUCCAAAGACCGCUGAAACCUGAUAAGGGGGACUCUAUCGCACAGGACCGCUGAGAGUUAGGUGUGCAACAUGGAUAAAACUUUGCACAUUCUCCAGAAAUCCGCAGACGGCGUACCGACCGGGAUCUCGCUGGAUCUGAGUUUGAACGUGGAUGAAAGGGAGGACUUCGCGGAACAAUCCAUAGUGGGACUCUCGGACAAAAUACCUCUGGUGAAACCUUAUUUCAAAAAGAAACAGAGGAAAUUGGACGCCAAAUGCCUUCACCGCGCCUUGGAGGAGCCCAUCCUGACCACGCUGCUCAGGGGCGACAUGCCGGGGGACGGCGUCUUCGUGCCGCGGAGUCAGGCCGGACGCACGCCGGGGAACCUGUGCGCGGCGGUCGCCGCUAAACAGAACUGCAUCGUGCCGGUGUGCGCCCUCAAAGACUCGCCGGCCGCUGACGCCGGCGCAGCGGGUGGCGGAGGCGGCGAUGUGGAGAUGGCUGAUACUACUGCGGAGCUGGAGGAGACGGAGCGGCGAGGGGAGCGACCCAAGGCGGGCCUCAGGGCGGCGGGGAGCGCGGGCACGGUCACGUCAGCCAGCAGGGACGUACCUCCCGUAGUCGCACCCCAGGCUUCUCACCAGGAGGGAGCCAUCAAAAGCAAUGACCUCUCAACUCACCCCAACCCACCCCCUGCUCAAGACGGCACUUCCCUCCAGGACUCCCACCCCCUACUCCUGCAAGCCCCGCAGCCAGACAAAAGAGUGCUUUUUCAGAACAAAAGUGAAGAGGCCUCCCUGGACUUAGUGUUUGAGCUGCUCACCCAGCUUCAGUAUCACACGCACCAGUCAGACUCCGUGGACAUUUGUGUGGAUUUCCUCCAAGGACAAUGCGUGUAUGGCAGCGACUGCGCCCACCACCACACGGUCCUGCCCUACCACUGGCAGAUCCGCAGGAGCGACACGCAGACGUGGCAAAGCAUCGCCGAUGAGUCCCAGGAGCAGCUGGAGAGACUCUACUGCAAUCCUGACAAUGACCAAGUUCGGCUCAAGUAUCAGGGGUCAGUGUUUUCCCUGGACUUCGGGGCCAUGCGGGUUUGUGACCUGAAGUUUGACCGCGUCCGCCGACUGACCACUCCCCCCAAUCCCCUUGCCAUGCCUGCGACGAACCCAAACCCCACCCCUAGCUGUCACACAGUGUGGAAGUACUACUGCAGAGACAACUUUGGCUGGAGGGAAUACUCAGAGCCUGUGGUGAAACUUAUAGAGAAGGCAACUCUCAGGGGUCUCAAGGAGGUGCGAUUCAUUACGCUCCAGAACCAGUACAUCCUAAACAUCAGGGAGGGCUUCCAGCAGAACGCCAUGUUUGGGUUCAGACGUCAGAUCAAGAAGCGGCCCAUGUUCAUGUCCUCAGUGAUGCUUGCACCCCACCUCGAGACUUUGGGUGGCAUUUCUUCAUCUCCACUGCCCAGUUCUUCUUCCUCUUCCUCCUCCAUGGAUCUCACAUCAUCGCAUCCGCUCUCCCCGACGACCACCAACCCUCCGAGCCUUUUCCCCGAGACGUGGUUGCCCAUGGCGGUGAACCAGGACUUCCUGCAGGUGCCCGUGUCCCGAGACGACCGCAGCUACAGGACCGUGUACAGUUUGUUCCACAAAACGGUGGCCGAGACCAAGUUCAGGAUCAUUAAAAUACUCCGGGUACAAAACCCCUUCCUCUGGGAGAAGUACAAAAGGAAGAAGGAGUACAUGUCCAGACGUAUGACGGAGGUGGACCGGCUUCUGAGUGAGCGUCACCUCUUCCACGGCACCUCGGCGGAGGUGGUGGAGGGGAUCUGCAAGCACAACUUUGACCCGCGGGUCUGCGGCAAACACGCCACCAUGUUCGGCCAGGGCUCCUACUUUGCCCGGAAGGCCGUGUACUCGCACAACUUCUCCAAACGCUCGCCCAAAGGAGUCCACUGCAUGUUCCUGGCCAAAGUUCUCACUGGCAGGUUUACGGUAGGAAACCCUUCCAUGCGGCGACCGCCACCCAUCAACCCCCGCGAUGCCUCCAGUGACCUGUAUGACUCCUGCGUGGACAACUGGGUGGACCCUCAGAUCUACGUCAUCUUCAACGACGACCAGAGCUACCCGUACUUCAUCAUCCAUUACGAGGAGGUGCCCAACACGGUAGCCCUCUGAGCACACUUUGUUUUAGGUUGCUCGGGCGGUUGGUCUCAGCUAACUCCUCCCAGCGGCUUAAAACGCGUCGUAAAAGACUCUCGCAUACGAAGCUGUCAACUGGACUGGACUCUGCAGUCAAGAACCACAGUCCAUGUCCAGAGAAGACUCAACUGGAUACAACUGGACAAGAAUCUCUGUCACUCCCUCAGUACGUUCACAUGCGCUGGAGAAUACCCAAUGAGUGACAGUAUGACUGGAUAAUUGGAUUGAAAUCCCGAUUUGCUCCUUUGACACUUCAAAUCUACCCAAAAACUGGAUCACAUUCAAUUCACGAGAGACUGGGAGAAGGGUACAUCCAGUACACGGAGAGUAGGAACUGCUACUUAAUGAAAGUGUGCAUGUAAACAUACUGAGCAUUUAGCGGUGGACGGCAGCUGGCAAGAUUUGCGCUUGGCUGUAGUCUUAAAUCAUGUUUACUGAACUAAAACAUUUUAGGAAAUCAAACGUUAUCACCCUUAUCUUCUUGACUUAGUCGUUUGGCUGUAAAUGAAACACGGCUCCGUUUGCGGGUCACACCGUAAUAGGCGGUUGGCAUGUUUAACUUUAGUAUUUCAAGUAAGCAGCGAUCAAACCAACGUAGGCUUCCAAUAACUCAGACCGCGCCAUUAAUUAAAAACAAUAAUGAGAUAUAAACAACAACAACAACAAAAAAAGACAACCCCUUGUGUUUUCCCAGCUGCUGGCCUGUAAUGUUUUUCAAGUUUCAAGUCGUGUUGCGUGCUUCUAUAUAGUGGAAAUCAAUACAAUCUCGGGGCUUCUUCAACCAGUCAAUGGAUGGGAGUUUUGAGCGAGACUUUUUCCCAAACGGACAUCUACGUACUGUAAGUCUUCGGGCGGAGGACUCUUACGAACUUGCGACUAUUCCUGCUUGGCGUCGUGGCCUUGGCGCCCCACCGCUUUACUUCCCAAAAGGGGGAAUCGAAGUGUGUAAUUUUAAUGCUGAGGCUGCACCAUCUUUUGCUUUCUCUCUCUCUUUCUCUCGCUCUCUAUCUUCUCUCUUAUUUCCUCUCUCCUGACUGCUCAUGUUCAUUGACAGUAGAAAGGUAUGAUUGAGACAUAACUGUACAAAUGUUCUUUGUUUAUAUUUGAACUUGUGUGCCUUUUGUUCAUAAAAAAUGUUUAUUUAUGUUAGUUUAAUGUUACAUUGAUUGAAUAAAAAAA
Molecule: messenger RNA, 3869 nt
Organism: Syngnathoides biaculeatus (alligator pipefish)
Lineage: Eukaryota; Metazoa; Chordata; Actinopteri; Syngnathiformes; Syngnathidae
Gene: tiparp
Product: TCDD-inducible poly(ADP-ribose) polymerase
Exons: 7
Coding region: 576-2666 (696 amino acids)
Molecular function (GO): zinc ion binding; NAD+ poly-ADP-ribosyltransferase activity
Source: RefSeq, a predicted model, not a curated record